AGUGUAUCGUCUUAACUAAAUGAUGCGUUACGGUUUAUCAGGCAAUUAAGUUUUCUUUUUUUCAACCACAGUCCGCAGCAGUGUGCAAAUGCUGUUGCAAUAAACACCUUCUGUGCUAGUUAAAAUAACCGCGCAUAGUUUCCACCAUGUGUCAAGCGUACGCGUACAAUUUGCGUGGAAUUUGUCGUUUUUAAAUAAAUAGUUACUUGUAGCAGUGCCCGUUUAACUGUCAACAGUCUGAAUUCAUAUUUGACUUUGUACGAGUACGUUGAUGAGGAGAAUCGUAUGGUGAACGAUUGUUGAUAUGCGUAUUUGCUGUGUACAUUUACAUUGUUCUUAAUGGAAAAUCAACAAGAUUUAUUAAUUGGGUGAUUAAAAGACAUCGUUAUGUCUUCAAUUAAGGAAGAGAUUAAUCGUUAAACAACACCUUCACUUAAACUAUUUAUAUUUUAAAUUAUUUAUUGGUUAUGAACAUUUUAUAGCAAUUAAGUUUUUAAAAUAAAACUGACAAAAUGGCAAGUAAAUUACCACAAGAGUUUCGAAGGUACCAUCGUAAUCGAAACCAAUUGCAACAUAUUCUGGAUGAAACCCAAAGAGCACUACAAUCUAUCAAUGUCGAAAAUAUUUUUCCUGGAGAGAAUGUUGUUGAGCAACUGUUGCCUCCUCUGACAUUAGAUAGAAUCACCCAUAUUUUAGCAAAUUCUCCUGCCAUUGUUAUUUUUGGACAAGAUAGUAAAUCAAAAGCAACAUUGGUCAAUAGCUUGAUUUCUAAUGAUGUGUUACCAGUAUCUAAUGGACCUUGGCGGUGGAUUAAGCUUACUUAUGGGCAAACAAAUCAUAUCAGUCUUACUUUAGGCUUAGAAUACGAAGUAGUUGGAGACUUACAAGCUAAUGAAAAACCAUGGAGUACUCUUCCUGUUGAAGAUUUAACAAGAUCAGGUGGUGAAGAUAUUAAUUGUCCAACAGUACUUGAGGUUAAGCUUGAUCAACCUAUACUAAAAGAUGGUGUUCAAAUAUUUAUUGCACCAAAUAAUGGAGCAGUGAAAAUACUUGCCAAGGGACUAUUACCUAUUUUACCAAUAUUUCUAUAUGCUCUUGGUGAAAAUCCUUUAACAGAACAAAACAUAGAAGAAUUGAGGGAUUUGAAAGAAACAUAUCCUUUUAAUCCUGUACUCUUUAUAUCAUCGUUAGGAAAUAUCACAUUGACUACUAUUGAUGCAGAAUUGACUGAAUCCGAACAACAUAGACUACAAAAUCAAUUAAACCCUAAUGAUUCUCCAUCAGAUAAAAAUGAUGACGACAGUAUUGACUUUGACAAAAUGAAUUCACUGGGUAUAACAUGGCUGGACCAGCUGACGCACUUAGGUUUUCUUGGUAUGGAAGAAUCUGUUGAAGUUGAUCAACUGUCUUGGUUAGUCGGCGGACAAUACGUUAGUUCUAGCGACUUGGUGGAUUCAUGCAAAAAGACAGAUCGGAUUUUAUAUUUUAUUCAUGGAUGUUUGCAAACCUAUCUUAUUAAUGCUAGCACUUAUUUAAAUGAAGUACAUACAACUAGUCUACGAAAAUUUAUUUUAAGCGCGUUCGAUAUGGCACGUAAAAUUCAAAUAACUCCAAGAAGAAUACAAUAUGCUCAACUGAAAGAAAAUGAAUUAUUUGCCAGUUUGAUGAAAAUCGUCAAUGAAAAUCAACAGGAAUUAACUGAAUUAAUACAAGCUAUCAUACAAGAGAUGAAAAACGAUGUAUUAUUAGAGAAUGAUGUAUAUCCAUGUCAAAGCAUUCCCUUUAACGAUACAGAAAGGGUAGAGUGGUCUGCAACUAUCAGAGCCGCAACUUCCGAACUUCAACGAGUGGUGCUUGGACGUUUAGGUGAAAAAGUUGCUAAGCAGAUUGUAAAUUCUGUCAACUGUUUGCGUGAGACAUUUGUCGGCACGUUACAGCGAUGUUUAUUAAGUCUCGAAAAAAGCUGCGAACGCGAUUCUUCUUCGCUGGCUAGCGAUGCUUUAAAGCAAAUACUUUCGGCCGCAUAUAAUAUCGAGUUAAAUAAUUCUUCGCCGUCUUUGAUACAUUCUUUCUUAGAAAGAUUGAAACAACUGUUUAAGUCUCUACCUUUGCCGUGGUCACCAGCGCCAAUUUUAGAUGCAGCUUGGCGAAAAAAAGUUACUAUCGACAUAUUGAAUUCAUUAUCAGCGGCAAAGCUAGCUAGAACAAUAUCUACACAAUUCAGAGAUAAACUUAAAGCCUCGCACGAUUCGUUCCAAGCAGCCCUGAGAUCUUUGGAAAAUUAUUAUUCUGGAAAAUUAGAGAGAACCGAAGAGCAGAGAAUAGCAAUCAGAAUGUAUCAUGCUCCUAGAUUAGCUAAAUUAGCGCUAGAAUCAACAUCGAUGACAGACGUUGUUCGUUAUGGAAUUCCUCACUGUGGUAAAGAAAUUGGCCGUGGUCAGUACGGUGUAGUAUUUGCUUGCGAUGGUUGGGGCGGUGCUCCAGGUCCCUGUGCGGUUAAAUCAGUCGUUCCACCAGAUGAAAAGCAUUGGAAUGAUCUCGCUAUGGAAUUUUAUUACACUAGAUCUAUUCCAGAUCACAAAAGGAUAGUAAAACUUCGAGGAUCAGUUAUAGACUUAUCUUAUGGUGGAGGAUUUGGCCUUGGAUCUGCAGUUCUUUUGAUAUCGGAUCGUUUAAGCCGAGACUUAUAUUGCGGAAUACGUGCUGGUUUAUCUUGGCUAGAGCGUAUACAAAUAGCAAUAGAUGUCUUAGAAGGAAUACGAUAUCUUCAUUCACAAGGACUUGUUCAUCGAGACAUUAAGUUGAAAAACGUACUUCUUGAUACAGAAAACAGGGCUAAAUUAACCGAUCUUGGGUUUUGUAUCACGGAAGCUAUGAUGUCGGGAAGUAUCGUUGGAACACCUGUUCAUAUGGCACCAGAACUUCUCUCUGGUCAUUACGAUAGUAGCGUCGAUGUAUACGCAUUUGGGAUACUGUUCUGGUACAUAUGUGCAGGGCAUGUAAGAUUACCGUACGCUUUUGAGCAAUUUCAUAAUAAAGAACAAUUGUGGACUAGCGUAAAAAAAGGAAUACGACCUGAACGAUUAUCUACCUUUGACGACGAAUGUUGGAGAUUAAUGGAACAAUGCUGGUCCGGAGAACCGUCCAAACGACCCUUACUCGGGGCAAUUAUACCAGUCUUAGAAUCGAUUCAGCAAAAAGCAGAAAGAGGCAAGUCCUUACAACAGCUCCCUACAUUGAAGCUACAAGAAAGUUCGUCAUCAGAAUUGAAAAAUCUUGCAUUAGCAUUAGCAGAACCUUAUAAUCAAAGAGGUCGUGUAAUGAGUCCACAUCCUGCAAAGCGUAGAACAAUAAGAACUGUAAAACAUCCUGUUUUUCACAUUACUAAUCUAUUUCAAGCGAGUGUACGCCCCAAUCUAUACGUUCAAAUGCGGGAAUACUAAAAAUAUUUAACAUUUUCUGUUCUUAAUUUAUACUUGGAAAAAGAUCUGAUUAUAUUUAAUUGUGUUUAAAAGAUACUUGAAUUAAUUCAUCAUUUUCUGCUGCACAUAUUUGACAUUAUUUUCAAUAGUAUUUCAAAUGCAGUAUUAAUUUGACGAGCUUCUUAUUAGUGUAAUUUUUGUACACACUUUUUUCAUUUUACUAAAAAUUAUGAUAACAGAAUGUAUUGAUUCAUAUUAAUGUAAUGCAUAUUUAAUUGAUUACAGUCAUGACAUAAAUGUUUGUUUAUACUAGGAAUAUAAGUAAUUGCAAUGUUUGAUAUUAUUUUACAUAUGUAGUUAGUGGUAUAUACUCAAAAUUUUUAAAAGACAAGACAAAAUGUACUUGACGUUGCACUUGUUACAUAUGUCAGCUGAUAUCUCAUUGUGAUAGAUACGUUAUUGUGAAUAGGAAAAAGAUAACAAAAUUAAAAAUUGUAUAUUAACUAUUGAAGAAUAAAUAAAGUUUUCCAGUUUUCUACAUGUCAUUUAAACGGUAUCGUAAUUUUCUUUCUAAACAUCCAUUUAAUAUUUUAAGCAUUUCAAUCUUCAUAGUGACUUAACACUAGAACUAUUGUUGAUGCAUACUUAUCGAAUAUAUUUAUAAAAUUAGUAAUGAUUUUAUAGUUCUAGUGUUAACGACAAAUACUAUGUGUUAUAU
Molecule: messenger RNA, 4140 nt
Organism: Hylaeus volcanicus
Lineage: Eukaryota; Metazoa; Arthropoda; Insecta; Hymenoptera; Colletidae
Gene: Ripk5
Product: dual serine/threonine and tyrosine protein kinase-like
Exons: 4
Coding region: 513-3443 (976 amino acids)
Biological process (GO): protein phosphorylation
Molecular function (GO): ATP binding; protein kinase activity
Source: RefSeq, a predicted model, not a curated record